This is a messenger RNA of Solanum lycopersicum (tomato), 1246 nucleotides long. RefSeq lists its product as uncharacterized. The record is from RefSeq and is a predicted model, not a curated record. Lineage: Eukaryota; Viridiplantae; Streptophyta; Magnoliopsida; Solanales; Solanaceae.
AGUCUCAGAUUUUUCUUUACGGGAAGCGGAGAUUAUCAAUCUAUCAACUAAAUUUGAAUGUUUAGAUAGAUGAAAAUCCAAUAAGAAGUGCUUGGACGAGCCAUGCUUGAAAUUUGAAACCCAUCACUGAUGAUGCCACAUUAACCCCUCUUUUCACGUUUCCUUGUCGCCCACUUGGUAUUUAUAAAACCUUUUCACCUAAAACUCCACUCCAAAAAUUGCGCCUCAAAAUUUACAUUUAUUACCUACUCCAUUGUUUAUAACGUGAAAUCGUACGUUAACAAAACCUGCUUUUCCUAUUUAAUUACUCCCUGAGAUAUGAUUACGUCUCUCUCACUCUUGUUACCAACAUCAAUUUCUUCAUGAAUUCAAAUCUUCACCGCUUUCCAGAAAAGCUCAAGAGUCAAAUGCUACUACACUUCUUCUGAAGGAACUCUUUUCCUUAGGGCUCAAGCUCGAACCUGCAUUUUGAAAUUCCAGGGAGCAAACUAUGAACAAGUUUCCCAUAUACCCAAAAUAUGAAGGUGGGGACUAUUGUGGCUACGGAUUUGAUCCUCACACAGACUUUACGGAUUUCUUGUCAGAAGCGAGAAAGCAUGUAUCUGAAGGGAAAUUCAGCACUACACCUCCACGUUCUGUGGAACUGAGAAACAACAAUUUUGGAAAUGAUGUUAAGAAAACUUGCAAGAAGUCAUGGAAAAGAUCUCUGUUUUCAUGGCUGAAGACUGAUAAGAAGAAGAAUCAGGGAAGCAAAGAAACUUCAAAAGGCUCCACCAUUAACAAGCCGAAGCGUGGAUGUGUCUCUGGUCCAAUGCCAGGGAUCAGCGGGCCAGGUACUAUAGCUGGAAGGCCCAAUAAACCUUUGUCUGGGCCCCUAACAUAUCUGUUCGGUCCAAUUAACAGAGUGGACAAUGAAAUACCUUAUCUCUGUCUUAACAAGGUUAAGAAUAAUACUCCUGAUGUUCAAUCUUAUGGGCCUCUUUAUCUGGUAACUUAAGAUUGCAAAAGGGUAGGUCUAAUUUAGCAGAGACUACAGGUAUGUGUCUUGAAUCUAUGUGUUUGGUGAAUGCAAACAAAUAUCAUAAGCAAAAAAGAAUUUGCAUUUGUUGCAACUUGCAAGGAACAGCUUCUUUUUUUCAUCAUCACAUGCUAGUCUAGGAAUAGGUUCUGAAUUCACCCAUGAUUUUGGAGUUUUGAAUUUGAAUAGCUUCAACAUCAACAUUUUGUUUGACGAAUUUCAGGAAAA